AUUACUAUCAUUCUCUUCUUCAUCCCUCUGCAUUUUCUUUAAUUUUUUUUUUUUUUUUUUUCCUGAAAAUACUAAGCAAAAAUGAGAGCAAGAAACUGCAUUAACGUCUCUUUCUCGUUCAUGUUGCUCAUUGGAGCAAUAAUAUGUUCAACAUCAUCAGCCUACCCAACAGGCAAGAUGAAGAAGUCAUACAAGCCAUGCAAGCAAUUUGUUCUCUACUUUCACGACAUCCUCUACAAUGGCAAGAACAAAGACAACGCAACGGCGGCCAUCGUAGCAGGCCCGGAGGGAACAAACAGGACAAUUCUCGCCGAUAACUUCCAUUUCGGAAACAUAGCUGUCUUUGAUGAUCCCAUUACAGUUGACACCAAUCUGCAUUCGAAGCCUGUUGGGAGGGCACAAGGGUUUUACAUUUAUGACACGAAGAACACGUUCACCGCCUGGCUUGGCUUCACGUUUGUGCUCAACAGCACUCUCCAUGGCCAGGGCACCAUCAACUUCAUGGGUGCUGAUCCGAUUCUGGUGAAGAGCAGGGACAUUUCUGUGGUGGGUGGGACUGGUGAUUAUUUCAUGCACCGUGGAGUUGCUUCGAUUAUGACUGAUGCUUUCGAAGGAGACGUUUAUUUCAGGCUUCGAGUUGAUAUUAAAUUCUAUGAGUGUUGGUGAUACGGAACUCCAACCUCUAAUCGUUUCUUUUUAUCCUUCAAAUUCAAAGUGAAUUUGAAUAAUAUUAGUGAGUAAAAGAA
Messenger RNA from Carica papaya (papaya), 746 nucleotides. RefSeq names its product Disease resistance-responsive (dirigent-like protein) family protein (gene DIR5). The record is from RefSeq and is a predicted model, not a curated record. Lineage: Eukaryota; Viridiplantae; Streptophyta; Magnoliopsida; Brassicales; Caricaceae.